This is a messenger RNA of Beta vulgaris subsp. vulgaris (sugar beet), 1252 nucleotides long. RefSeq names its product metalloendoproteinase 1. The record is from RefSeq and is a predicted model, not a curated record. Gene Ontology annotation, molecular function: metalloendopeptidase activity; zinc ion binding. The coding region runs from base 56 to 1021 and encodes 321 amino acids. Lineage: Eukaryota; Viridiplantae; Streptophyta; Magnoliopsida; Caryophyllales; Amaranthaceae. Gene Ontology annotation, cellular component: extracellular matrix. The transcript has 2 exons. Gene Ontology annotation, biological process: proteolysis; extracellular matrix organization; collagen catabolic process.
AUAAAAACACCGGCCGCGCCAUGCAAUAUGAUAAGAUACAAAUUAAAUCCCAAAUAUGGCAACUAAAUCAGCUUAUCAUCUCUUAUCCUCAAUAAUUUUACUCUGGUUCCUUAAUGUGGUUCCAAACACAGCUCAUUCAAACUCAAAUGUUAACCCUUUUGGCUUCAUAAAAAACUUAGAAGGAUGCAAGAAGGGCCAAAACGUAGAAGGCCUUCACCACCUUAAAAAUUAUCUUGCAAAAUUUGGGUACCUGGAAGAUGUAAAUCAUUCAGUACCAAAAAUCGGUGUUAACACUACUUCCAUGACCAUUCAAAAAGAUGAUCAAUUGUUUGACGAGGGUCUUGAGAAGGCAAUUCGGACCUACCAGCUCAAUUAUCGAUUGAAUGUUAGUGGACAUUUGGACGCUGCAACGGUGCAACAGAUGAUGAAACCACGAUGCGGUUUUGCGGACAUCAUCAAAGGUAAGAAUACAAUGCAAAGGGAAGACAACAAAAUUAACAACAAAAGCCGCAAGUCCAUGUAUGGAAUAUCCUUGUAUGCAAUUAAAGGUUCGAGAUGGUCGUCAUACCAACUAACAUACCAAGUUCAAUCUCAGACCCUAGUCUCAGGAGCCGAGAACAUGAGAUACAUAGUGGCUCAGCAAUUAUAUAAAUGGGCACAAUAUAGUCCCUUCACCUUCCAGGAAGUGCCUGAGGGAAGUCAGUCUGAUUUAGUUUUCGGGUUCGCACAAGGCGAUCACGGGGAUGGAUAUCCAUUUGACGGCACUGGAGGAGUACUUGGUCAUUCAUUUUAUCCUUCGGAUGGACGAUCACAUUAUGAUGCAACGGAGUAUUGGAGCGACAAUCCUGGACAAUAUGAAAUGGACCUAAACUCUGUUGUGUUGCAUGAAAUAGGCCACCUUCUCGGCCUUGGCCAUACUCCAGACCACACUGCUGUAAUGUAUCCCACUAUUGGGCAAGGGGUGAGAAAAAGACAAUUGCAAGCGGAUGAUGUUCAAGGCAUUCAAGCCUUGUAUGGUUGAAAGAUAAACUAAGGCUAUGUUUAGUUUUUCUUAUUUUUACUUAUUUCAUAUCAAAUCAGAUCAACACAGAAUACAGAUCAGAUGAUGAAAAAUAAAUUUAGAACAGUUUUAUUGUUGUUGUUGACUUCUUGUUGCUGCUGCUUUUUUAUACGAUACUAUCAUACUAUUAUUACUAAUAUUGUUGUGGUUAUGGCUUUAUACGAUUAAUAUUAUUACUAAUAUUGUUGUUGA